This is a messenger RNA of Brachypodium distachyon (stiff brome), 3041 nucleotides long. Its product is annotated as protein SMAX1-LIKE 3. NCBI's taxonomy places the organism in Eukaryota, Viridiplantae, Streptophyta, Magnoliopsida, Poales, Poaceae. The transcript has 2 exons. The record is from RefSeq and is a predicted model, not a curated record. The coding region runs from base 347 to 2872 and encodes 841 amino acids.
GCACAUUCCUUAACAGGAGCACCUCCAGCUAGCUAGCUAGCUCCGUCCAUUGCAAUUUCACCCUGCCCUACAUCAACACCAAAAGGAAGUUUACCACAUUUUCCAAUGCAGGGAAAGAGAGAGAGAGACAGGUGUGUGCUAAUUACAAUGUUAAUUACUAGACAUGUAGUACAACAAACAGAGACAGGGGCAAUUAUUAGAGCCUAGUACAAGAAGAUCCCAAGCUCAUUCUCUCAAGCAAGCUUACAUACUUCAGUACUUACUUCCUCUACUAGCCUAGCCUAGAAGACAGCAAGAAGCCCGGCAAGCAGCCAAUUAACCGAGAAUUAACGGCGAAUCGGCGACCAUGCGGGCGGUGCCGGGCUGCGCGGUUCAGCAGCAGGCGCUGGCGGCCGAGGCGGCCGCCGUGGUGCGGAACGCGGUGUCCCUCGCCCGCCGCCGCGGCCACGCGCAGGUCACCCCGCUCCACGUCGCCACCGCCAUGCUCUCUUCUUCCCCGGCUCCGGCGGCGCCGGGGCCGGGGCUCCUCCGUGCCGCCUGCCUGCGUUCCUCCUCCCACUCCCACCCGCUCCAGUGCAAGGCCCUCGAGCUCUGCUUCAACGUCGCCCUCAACCGUCUCCCCACCUCCUUCCAUGGCCACGGCGGAUCCCCCACGGCGGCGCUGUCCAACGCGCUCGUCGCCGCCUUCAAGCGCGCCCAGGCCCACCACCGCCGCGGCAGCGGCGAGUCUUCUUCUCCGGCGCCGGUGCUCGCGGGCCAUGGCGGGGGAACCAAGGUGGAGCUCGAGCAGCUGGUGGUGUCCAUCCUGGACGACCCCAGCGUGAGCCGCGUGAUGCGCGAGGCCGGCUUCUCCUCCGCCCUCGUCAAGGCCAACGUCGCCGCCCUCGAGCGCGAGUCCCCCAAGCCCUCUCCGCCGUCUGAUCAUCCUCAUCCUUCUCAUUACACGGCCACGAGCACGAAGAAGCUCAACAAUGGCGUCGGCGGCGGCGGCAUUGAGGACGCGAUGAAGGUGCUGGAGUGCAUGGCGAGCGGACAGCACCGGUGCAUCGUGGCCGUCUCCGGCUCCGGCGGCGGCCAUGGCGACGACGGCGGCAGUGCGAGGGCAGAGCGGGCCGUGAAGGCGGUGAUGGACAUGGUGAGCAAGGCGGAGCUUCCUCAGGGGCAAAACUACAAGCAGCUUGCGUGCGUCCAGUUCGUGCCGCUCUCGGUAUCCUCGUUCCGGGCCGCGGCGAGGGGGGAGGUGGAUGCGAGAACCGGGGAGCUCCGUGGGCUCGCCCGCGAGGCCCAGCGGGCCGGGAAGGGCCUCGUGGUCGUGGUCCAGGACCUCGCCUUCGCCGCCGACUUCUGGGCCGAGGCCGGGAAGAGACCACGGGCCGAGGACUACUAUUGCCCCCUGGAGCACGCUGUAAUGGAGGUGAGCGGCUUGGUUCGCCAUGGAGGAGGAAGGUUCUGGAUGCUGGGGUUUGCGAGCGAGGCGGUGUUCUCGAGGUGCAGGGCAGGGCGGCCGUCGCUGGCUGACGUCUGGGGGAUCCACCCCGUCGUCUUCCCCGGCGACGGCGGCUGUUGCUCCUCAGGGGGGAGAUCAGCUGGGUGGCCGCCCUUGGUUGUCAUCAAUGGCGCCGGCGAGAUGUCGCCGACGUGGCCGGAGGAGCCGAUGAGCAUUAUUCCGCCGUGGCUCCGCCGCUACCAUGACCCGAACCUCGCCGCGCCGCCGAGCUCCUGCGGCACAGAUCUCCAGCAGUUGCAGGAUCUGUGGAAGCCUUCUAUGUGCAGCAAUGGAUCCUCUGCGGCGGCGCGCCACACGUCGGAGCUCACGCUGAGCUUCUCCUCUCCUCCAUCUCCGUCUCCGGUGCCGGCGGCUUCUGAUCACAACUACUACUACUCCAAGCAGCAGCCACGGCAAUUACUCGAUCCUCACCAGCAGCUGCAAUUGCGAGCAACGGCAACAACACCUAGCCCGCCGGAAUCCACAUCGGCGCAGUCGAGCUCAUCCGGCAGUGGCGUCUGCCCGCUGCGGCCGAGGUUCACCGAGCUCACAGCGGAGAGCCUCAAGACCCUGUGCGGCGCGCUCGAGGGGCCCCUCGCGCCGCCACGAAGCCGAGACCUGGCGCCAGCCAUCGCGAGCGUCGUGCUCCGGCGCCGGUCCGGCGUGACGACUCAGCGGAGGAGGACGGCGGCGGCGGCGACAUGGCUGGUGUUCCGAGGGGACGACGGCGACGGCAAGAAGGCCAUGGCCAUGGAGCUCGCGAGGCUCGUGUUCGGCUCCUACGCCGACUUCGCCUGCCUCACCAUCUCGGCUGAUCACUCCGUCGUCGGCUUCCCCAGCUCCGGCGAGUUUGUCCCGGCCACAAAGACAACGUUCAAGAGGCGGCGGAGUCGAUCACCGGACGACAACGUCCGCCAUGGUUGCGCGCAGAGUAUAAAGCUCUACGAGGCCUUGCGUGAGAACCCGCGCCGGGUCAUCAUGGUCGACGGCGCCGAGCAGCUCGACAUUGACAACGGCUGCGUCAAGGAAGCGAUCGCAAAUGGAAGGAUGAGAUGUAGUAGUAGCGUCGGCAAUGUCAAUGGCAAUGGUGGCGACUCGGUUGGUCUGGAGGACGCCAUCGUGGUGCUGAGCUUCGACGAUUCGAGGCCUCGGGUGAAGUCGCAGAGGGUACUCAUCGACGACGAGGAGGAAGGCGGCAGCGGUGUCGGGAUGGAAGAUGGGCUGGCGAAGAAGUCGCCGCCGAGAUUUAGCUUGGAUUUGAACGCGUGUGUCGCCGGAGACGAGGAAGAAGAGACCGGUAAUUUGGUUGAGGAUGAUGACGUGGAGAUCGGUGAUGUCGUGGAUGGUGUCUUCUACUUCCAAUUGCCCCGGGAUUUAUCACAUUAAUUAGCUUGGUUAGUUAGUUGCAUGCUUCAUCGAUUAACCUAGCUAGAAGUGCUGGUUGUUUUCACUUUUCUUAUUCGACUUUUAAUUUCCUAGCUAGUUUCAUAGCCCUGAUCUUGUGUAAUCUAAGAAACAAGUAUCUAUAUAUGUUAGUGUUUGGUCUUCUUUGUCA